AUGGACAUGGAUACUGUCUUCAAAAAGUUGAAGAAGUCUGGCAUGUCCGCUCAGCUGUGGGAUGCAAAUUCCGCUGCAGUAAGCAAGCACCAAAAGCUCCAGCUUGGUGGUAAUGACAUGGGCGAUCAGCUGAAGGAUGCUAGUGGCAAGGGUCUGCCCCAGGGUGAAGCCAGCAGCAGUGGUGGCUGUGCUGCCAGAAGCGGUGGUGGCACGAAUGAUGCAACAAUGGUGCUACCUCAGCUGACACCGACACCGGAGCAGCAUCUUCCAAAUAUACAACAACAGAUUGAGCAGAGGCUGCAGACGCUGAAGGGGAAGAAGCUUCCUCCUCAUCUCAUGGGCAUGCCUCCAGCCAUCAAUAGGGGUGUGCUAUACCAUGAUGCUGGAGGCAGCCAAGUCAAGAACGGUGGCAUUGGGCAGCCGCCACACAACAGUGCCCUGGGCAGCCUGAACAACCGUUGCCAAGCUAAGAAAGACAGUAGUGUUGGUGUAGGCAGCCAGAUGACGGGUGGCAGUAUGGCGCCACAGAAGGGGGGAAUGAUGAGGCCCACUAAUAACAUGAUAGGCCCCGCCAGCUUCCCCAAUAUGGACCAGAUGGGCGGCAUGUCGAUGGGUCCCUACACUCACAUGGGUGGCUACAACGUGCAGCCAUCAUAUGGUGGCGGUGCUGUACAUGGGCUUGGUAUGCCUGCCAACAGCUUGCCUGGGGACGGGUACUAUCCUAGCGGUGCUGGCAGCAGCGGAUCGGAGAUGAUGCAGCAGGUAGCCAGGAACCCAAUGCUGCAACAACCAAGCAUAAUGGUGCAGCCUCAACAGGAGCACGAGAUGAUGAUGAACGCCCAUUCCCCUGACAGCCAAAAUGCCCACUAUGGGCCUGGUUGCACCGGGUACCAGCUGAUGGGGUACGACAAUGGGCAUGGGCACAAGCAGCAGCAAUACCCACCACCGAUGUACUACCCGAUGCCACUGCCGCCCAAACAUGACAACGUUUUCAGUGAUGAGAACCCUAACAUCUGCUCAUUGAUGUAA
Messenger RNA from Miscanthus lutarioriparius, 1029 nucleotides. NCBI's taxonomy places the organism in Eukaryota, Viridiplantae, Streptophyta, Magnoliopsida, Poales, Poaceae. The record is from the annotation of a GenBank genome assembly.